AACAAACAUACAAAAAUACAAAAGAAAAAGAAAGUAAACUUUUUCCCAAAAAUUCAAACUCAAAGGAAAGUUAGUACAAGCAAACACAAAAACCAUUAAGGAAGAAUAGAGAAGAACAAGCAAGAAAUCAAUUUCUCAGAAAAAGAGCAAAAACAAGAAUAUAAUAUAGCUAACAGCAAAACGGCGGGCGCAGUCAGUUGGAGAAGAAGAAGCAUAUUAAAUCAUCAUCAGUCACAAAAACAAUAACAACAGCAAGAGCAUACCCAUAAGAGUGCAACCAAAUCAUCAUCAGAAGCGUCGCUUUCAUAGCGUCAACGCAACUCACACACACACACAGACGCACACACAUACAUCCAUACACCAGCCAGCCACCAAAAUGGACGAGACACAACAUUUCUGUUUACGCUGGAACAAUUACCAAAGCAGCAUAACAUCGGCAUUUGAGAAUCUGCGCGACGAUGAGGAUUUUGUCGAUGUGACAUUGGCGUGUGAAGGGCGCAGCAUCAAAGCGCAUCGCGUCGUCUUGUCAGCGUGCAGUCCAUAUUUUCGAGAUUUACUAAAGAGCACACCUUGCAAACAUCCAGUGAUCCUCCUGCAGGACGUCAAUUUUCUCGAUUUACACUCGCUGGUGGAAUUUAUCUAUCAUGGCGAGGUAAAUGUUCAUCAAAAAUCUUUGCAGUCCUUCCUUAAAACGGCAGAGGUACUUCGAGUUUCCGGACUCACACAACAACAGGCCGAGGAAACACAUAGUCAAUUAGCUCAAAUACAAAAUCUGGCGAAUGCUGCCAAUGCCACACGUACACCACUCAAUUCGCUCCACAGUUCGCUGUUGGAUGAGCCGCCACUAUAUCCACGCAACAGCGGCUCACCACCACCACCGGCUCCACCCCAACAAAUCCCCUAUGCAUCCACACACAUCAACAGUCAGCUGUUCAAACGCAGCAUGGCUAUGCUCAGACGGGAGCGCAACAACAGCACACCAUCGGCGGAGGACUCGAAUAAUGCCAUGAAACGUAUACGUGGACCUGAUAACGGUUUGCCGUCGAGCAAUAAUAACAGCCCCGAAAUUAUACAUACACGUAGCGCAUCACCGCAAUUGACACCGGCCGAUUUCUCAACCAUCAAACAUAAUAACAACAAUACACCGCCAAUGAAGGAAGAGAAACGCAAUGGACCCACUGGCAAUAACGGUAAUACUGGCAAUGGCAAUAGCGAAACUGGUAAUGGUAACGGGAUCGCUAAUAGUGACAAAGUGGGCAGUGCUAGCCUAACCCCUUCUCCACUAGCUCGCACUGUUGACGAUGUGAAAUCGGAACCCAUGGAACUGGUCUGCUCGAAUAACAAUCCAACAGUGGUCGAUGAGCAUAGCAAUGAUUCGACUGGUGAGCAUGAGGCGAAUCGGUCUAGUAGCGGCGAUGGCGGCAAAGGUUCAUUGAGCUCGGGAAACGAUGAGGAAAAUGAUAACAAUAUGCCACCACAUCCUCCACCGCCAUAUCUGAUGUCACCGGCAGAGAGCAAACUUUUUUCACCGGCCACAUUCAAUUUUCCCAUGGGCGGUCUGGAUCCUGCAGCGUUAGCUGGUUUUAACUCACAACUGCAGUCUGCCGCCGAAAUAUCAGUUUCUCCACAAGGUGGAAGCACCAACCUGCUUGGCGGCGUUGUAAUACCCGGUGGCAGUCCUAAUACCAGUAGUAGUAGCCAAAACCAAAAACUUCAACACGAACUUCACCACCAUUCCACCACCACCACUACCAGUACCACCACAGGGACAUCAACCUCAAUCACCACUCACCCGUACCAUCAACACCACCAUCAUCACCAUCAGCAUCAGCAACAGCAACAUCAUCAACACCUUCACCACCAUCACCAGCAGCAACAUCAGGAGACAUCUUCACCGCACCAUCAGCAACAACAACAACAAUUGCUUUCUCAGCAUUUACGCAAUGAACGCGAUUCGGAUCGUUUGAACGCCGAUUGCAGUCCACACUCGCCUAUCCACCGCCUGCCGAAGCGUCCAGCCAGCGAGCAGCCUCAUCACACGCAAUCCCACCAUUCAACGGCAUCUUCGCCGUCAGAUGUGAUUGCCUCGACACCGCCGCCACUACCACCACCGCAACACAUGAAACCACCUUCACCCCACCACACGCACCAACAUCCGCACUUCGGCCACCAGCAGUUGCCGCUCUCCAUGCUACCGUCACAUCAUUUACAUGCCCACCACGAGCUUAGUGCGUCCUCGCACCACCACCAUCAUUUGUCACGCACCGGCUCGCCGCUUGAUCACCGCCAUCUAUUACACCACCGACGCUCUUCACUGUCGCCGUCGCCUACCGGUCGAGGCUCUGGUGGCUCCGCAGCAGGCAUUCUUGCAUCGACGCGCGGUGGCGACAUGGUAGGAGGCAGCAGUCGUCUGCUGUUGCCGCUACCCUUGAAUGCUUGUCACCGCUGCGACGUUUGCGGCAAAUUGCUCAGCACUAAAUUGACGCUGAAACGCCACAAGGAACAACAACAUUUACAGCCAUUAAACAAUGCGGUCUGCAAUUUGUGCCACAAAGUCUUUCGCACACUCAACAGCCUCAACAACCACAAGAGCAUCUAUCACCGGCGUCAAAAGAAUCAUCAUUCGUAUUUUCAUCACGGCGCUGUAGGCGGCGCCGGUGUGAGUAGUCCCAGUAGCCGUUUGCAUCAGUCUUUGAGUUCUUUAAGCGCUGCAGCAGUGGCCAACAAUAGCGUCGGCGCAGGUGGCAAUGGUAAUGCCGUAGCAGCAGCUGCUGCUGCCGCCGCUGCAGCAGCCGAGUUAUUACUCUCACCGAUUGUAGGUGCGGCAGCUGUCGCGGGAGGUGGGGGUGGUGCAGGACCCACGGUCCAACUCUCUCAUGGCGGCCAACAACAGUCCUCACCCAAUAUGGUGAAACCGUGUAUGGACUUCUUAUAAGAUCAACAUCACCUGCUGCAGCAGCUCUUUCAUGUUGCUCUAAACGCACCACAACCCCCACCACCACCCUCGCUGACGGCCAGUAUGAGUCCGUUGUCCGCAAUGGCCCAAAGCGGUAUGCCGGUUACGUCCAUGGUGGACUUGCCGUACGGCCAUCAAAUUCCGCCUACUGUAGACUUAACUCAAAUGGAUCAUUAUGGCGGCGUAGGUGGUGUCGGCAACAACGGCAGUGGCGGUGGCUCGCGUAACGGAGACCAUUUUGAACGCAUUAAUUUGAUGGAACACUAAGCAGCACAAGAUAGUAAAAUAUAAAUAAAAAAAGCUUAGUGACUAAAACUAAAAUGAAAAUUAAAAACCCCAGCUGAUCGUACUGAUCAAUUGACCACAGCAUAGAAAGGAAAAUAAUAAAAAAUACAAGAUUAAGUGACCAAAAUAUAAAAACAAGGAGCUGAAGCUCCUCUUAAAAAAAAGAGCAAGAAAUUUCAACACAAACCGAGAGACCGACCGACCCUCCCACAGUGAAAUGAGCUUUUAAAGCAAAAAAAGAAAACUAAGAAAUCUCAAAUAUAUUAAAAGAAUAAAGGGAAACGUAAAAAACGUAUGAGAAACUAUGGCAAAAAGCUAAAGAAAAUUUAAAAACAAAAAAAAAACUAAAUAUUGAAUUGAAAAACGCAAGAAUGCAAAACUGUGAUUUUUACAUCUCUUUUUUGAGUUUUACGAACAAAAUAUUAUUUUCGAUGUGUAACAUCACUGACUUUUUUAUUAUACCGUUAGUGGUAGUGUGAGUUGUGUUUUGUAAAAUUUGAGUCUAAUCUAAAAUUAGAGUUGAUUGGUCCGAGAGACUGCCUUUAGUUCUACUGAAUGUCUGAUAUGGGUUUGAAAAACUAAAAUUUUAUGACAUUAAGAGACUCCUAACUUAAAGUUGACACUCAAAUAUUUUUUUUUUUUUGUGAAAUUAAAUGGAAGGGUUUUAAGCAAAGAUUGAAGACUGUUAGAGAAAUUUAGUUAUAUUUAGUUUUUUCCUUUUUUAUUUUAAUUUUUUGCCAUAAUUUUAUUUCAAAGAGAAAAUAUAUUAGAUUUAAAUCAAGGAACUCCAUCAUCGAGUUUAGCCAACUCUAAUUUCUUUAAUUUUGUUUAGAAAAAAAUACAACAACUAGCAACACAUAAAACCUUAUGCAUACAAUACAUAAUACAUAUGUAUAUAUAAACACACAAACAUUUAAA
Molecule: messenger RNA, 4159 nt
Organism: Ceratitis capitata (Mediterranean fruit fly)
Lineage: Eukaryota; Metazoa; Arthropoda; Insecta; Diptera; Tephritidae
Gene: br
Product: broad-complex core protein isoforms 1/2/3/4/5
Exons: 7
Coding region: 377-2935 (852 amino acids)
Biological process (GO): regulation of transcription by RNA polymerase II
Cellular component (GO): nucleus
Molecular function (GO): protein binding
Source: RefSeq, a predicted model, not a curated record